Crotalus tigris (Tiger rattlesnake) is the source of this 4903-nucleotide messenger RNA. It is a transcript of the gene CCDC110, whose product is annotated as coiled-coil domain containing 110. The record is from RefSeq and is a predicted model, not a curated record. NCBI's taxonomy places the organism in Eukaryota, Metazoa, Chordata, Lepidosauria, Squamata, Viperidae. Bases 380 to 2749 code for a protein of 789 amino acids. The transcript has 7 exons.
AUUACCAUAUAUGGCCGGGUGCAAAUUGGAAAAAUACUUUUACUGCCUUUUGAUGUAGAAAAGCUCAAGGAAGAGAACAAACAACCCACGCAAAUGCUGCAUCUUCGGGCAUUAACUUUUAUUAAAGCUUUAUUAAAGCUAAUCGGAGACAACCGGACCUUUUCAGGAAGGGUAAUCCCCGUUCAAAACACUUGCGUCCUUCUCGAGGCGACUAGGAUUCCGAAGGACAACCAACCGCACCUUCCCGCCCGCCUUAUCCCCUCCCGACGUUUCCAGGGAAAUUCGUUGCCAGGCAACGACAGGUAGCUUUGGGCCGAGUGACGGUUUGCGCAUCAGCGUUUGAAUGUGAGGAGUUGCGCGUGGGCGGACGCGACACAAGAUGAGAGCCAGAUUUCACUCUCGGACGCGGGGAGACCAAGAAGAACCAGCCCACUCUGGUUGCCUGCGGGAAGGAGAGGAGCUCGUGCUGUCCAGGAAGACCCUAGCUUUGGGGAGCCGAAAUCCAGGGGGUCCAAAAAUAUUAACUUCAGGAAGAGAUGGUCAGCUCCAACCACAAUCAGCAUUGGAAAUCUUACAACAGCAACUGGAAUCAUUUCAAACUCUUCAACAGCAAACUUUAGAGAAUGUAAGCAUGGUUCAAACUGAAAUUCAUGAGAUACUUAAUAAAAAUAUAACUGAUAUGAAAAGUCCAGACAAUUUACUUUUCCCCACCACAUCUAUCAACAUUUCUACGCCAGGAGAAUAUCAAGAAGCUCUUUAUUUUAAGAAGCAGCUUCAUCCUGAUAAGAAAUCUGAUACUAGUCAUGAUUCAGAAAACAAGUUGAGCUCUGAAUUUAAAAACAGGAUUCUAAACAAAUACAAAAUAACUGGAAUAUCAGAAAACCAUACCCAAGAAUCUCGGAACAAAGCUGUUCUCUCUUUAAAUGAUGAUUACAUUAAGAAUUUUGGCAACAACACUUUUUCUCCAACAUACAUUGGUUUGGGCUCAGAAAAGAUGGCACAUCUUAGACUAUUAAAAAAUUACAAUGAACACAAACCCUCUACAGUAUUCCAUAAUUAUGAAAGGAAAGAAUCUUUAUCAGACAAUGUAAGUCCUUUCAAAGAUUUAAAAGAGGAAGAUAAAAAGGCUACUAGACAUGAAUUGUCACAUUUCCUUGAACUUCAGAACUCUAACAAUGUCUGUGGCAAAGACAAUGAUUCUGGUUAUUUAUCAGAACAGGAUUUAAUAGAAAAAGUAGUAGAUAUGUCAAAUUAUGAUUUUAAAUUGAGGAGGUUUUCAGAACUGGAGGGCUCAGCAGAUGCAUUUCAAGCACUCACUCCCUCAUCUUCAGAAAAUUAUCAAAGUACACUGAAAACAGCAUGCAAGGACAAAUAUAAGAAUAAAGAACAUCUCAUGAUGUUCUCCAAGAUGCUUAAAAAAAAUGAAACACAACUGCUUAAGUCAAAUCAAGAGUUUCAAAACUAUGUGGAUCUGGAAUUCUCUGAUAUAAAUUCUGUACCUGAUGAUUAUGCUGAAAGCCGUAGACUUUUACACUUGCCCUUGGGAGAGUCUGACCAUGGUCAGAAAAAAGAGAUGGUUCUACACGAAGAUAUGAAGACUCAAAUGAAACCUCUUACUGAUGUUAUACAGUGUCUGACAGAGCAAAAUUCAAAAUAUCAGAAUCAAAUUAAGGAAUUGCAUGAUGAGAAUAAUAACCUUCAAGAGAAAUUAGUUAAAUCAGAUGGAGACAGCAAGGAAUGCCUGAAAGAACUAAAGCGAUUACUGAAGAAAUGCAAAGAACUUCAACAGCAAAAGUUAGCACUGGAAGAAAAGCAGGAUCAGCUAUAUGAUCAAAAUCAGCGGAUAAUGAGAGAUGUAAAUUAUUUUCAGAAGAAAGAUCAAAAAGCCCAGGAAAGUUUGGCUAUUUUCUCAAAAGAAAAAAGUAAUCUUAUUGCAACCUUAGGAUCUUUGGAAAAUAAAGUUUUAGUACUUCAAGAAGAAAAAAAGACAUUGGGAGAUGAUAUCUGCCAACUUAAAGAAGAAAAACAAUUGUUAGGAAAAGAGCUUGGAGAAAAACAGAAUGAGAUACAAAAACUGAAAGAAAAUGAGAAGAUUGCAGUAUCAGAUAUGGAAGCUGUUCUUAGGAUGUUACAGUCAUUUAAAGAUGAAAAACUGAAUUCUGAUAAAACGUUACAUGUGGCACUGAGUUCUAAAAAAGUAUUGGAGAAAGAACUCCAGGAUGCCCAGUCAGACAGAGCUCAAGUUGAGGAAAAGCUUCUAACUGAACGUAAAAAUGCAAAAAUAGAAAGUGGAGUUUUGAAAACUACUUUAUCCAAUACUGAAAGAGAAUGUGACCGACUAAGAACCAUGAUAACUACCAUUACAGAAGACAACAAGGUUCUCAAGAAGCAGCUGAAUGUAUUUAAACAGGAAACCUAUGAAUGCAAGCAUAAAAUAAGACAACUGAGUGAAACAGUCUUACUAAAAGAAAAUGUAACACGUUCCAUAGAGAAUGAAAGAGAUGCACUAAAGUUUGAAGCACAGCGUCUUCAAAAGAACAAUGCUAACCUCAAAGAGCAAGUUACUACUUUGGUCAAUGAACAAUAUAAGCAUGAGUGCAAAUCCAGAAGUCAGAAGCAAAAUGAUUUCUCUAUAGAUUCUACUCAAAUUUGUGAAGAAAUAUCUAGGUAUCAACGUAUUUCUUUAAUGCGCGAUCUACCAGGCAGCUCCAGGCAAACUCCAUCAAUCAAUCCUUCAAUGACACUAUAAUAAAACAUCUUUGAAACCUGUUUAAAACUCUUAUCUAAUUUCUACCACUUUCUUUAAGCUUUAUGAUAACUUUUUAAAUGUUCCAGAGAUAAUCAAGAACAAUGACUUUUCACAUGUUUUUUUUUUUUCAUUUUGAGUGAUGGAAUAGUACAAAUACUAGUAAAUGUUAAUAAUGGACAGGAAGAAGCUAAAUUAUCUUGUAUCAAAUCCUAAUAACUCCUUGAAGAAACCCAAAUAUUACUUUUCCAUAUAUUAAAAAAUGCAUACGUUAGAAACGUAUCAACGACAUACUAUUUCCAAAAAAGUAUACAUAAUAUUAUAUGAGAGCAUUGUAGCUCUAUCCAAUUAAUUGAUGGUCAGAUCAACUAAUAUAAUAAUAAUAUCCUUAUAACUGAUGAAAAUAUUUUCUACAGAAUCUUUUUCAUGACCAAUGAAAAGUGAGCACCAUUGAGUUUUAUGGGAUAUACUUCCAUAUACAUGUGUUAUUCUGGAUCCUGAACUGAGAUGCUUUGCAAUUCAAAACCAGACAGAUAACUCAACGAAGAUGGUUUUAAACAAAUAUUUAAUCCAGGAAUACUUGCAGAACUCAUGGUUAUAUAGUUUCAUCUGGAUGUUGCAUAAUUGUCCAUCUUUGUAGGUAAAAUCAGUAAUUUCUCUAUAUUCACUUUAGCCUUGUUACAGACAAUGUCCAUGCGUGUGGCAUGGUUGGUUUCGCACAAAGACAAUUAAACACGAGCUGGCACCUUGCCAGGAUAUCCUGUGAUGAACUUAGUAGCCCCUCCUACUGACUUGUUAACAUGGGAUUCACUGAAUAGCUAAAGUACAUUACCCAUAAGCCAUCUCUUAAGGAGAUGGCGCUUAACCCUAUAAAUGCCAAACAUUCUAACAUACAGAUCUAUAUGUUCUGGUCAGGGUUACAUUGAUCCAGCACAUGUGCAUAAAAAAGCAAGUUUGUUGCUAAAGCUAAAACAAUUACUGCAUUAACACAAUAGGCUUUUUGUUAAAGGCAGGAAUUAUCUAGAAGAGGUGGAUGAAACUUUGAUUCCAAAAGUUGAUUUGCUGACAGUUCAAUCAAAGAAAACUACUUCAGUUUUCUGAAUUAAAAAAAAAUUAAAUCACUGAAAAAAUUGAAUUAUUUAGAUGCUGCUACACAUGUGCAGAAACAGAAUGUUUCAGAUUCAGAAAUCCAAACUGAAUCAGUUAUUUAUUUUGAAUCGUUCUAUCUGAAUCAAUCUAAAUGUUAAUGAUUGGCACAAACGAUCAAAUUGGAUUAGCUUUUUAAAUCAAAACAAUAUGAUCAGGGCUGAUUUUCACACCUCCACUAUCCAUAUUGUAACACAAUACAUUCAAAUGUUUCUCUUACCUUUCCUUAUUUAAAAAGAGAGAUGUGGGCAACCAUAAGUUCUGCAUGAACAUGGCAAGGAUAUUAUUAGGUUACUGGGGUUGCUGAACUCUUAAGAUCCAAGUACUCUAAAACAGACACUCAUAUGAACAAAUUGUUCCCAAUCUUUCAAAUCCCUUUUCAACAAUUUCCAAAAACUGAGAACAUUCUCAUUGUUGGCAUUCAGAUUAUUCUAUCCUAUGUUUAUAGCUGCAACUUUGCCCAACCUUAUUUAUAUGUAUAAAUCUAGUGAUGCUGAAAUUUAACCAGAUCUAAAUUAUCUUAUCACAAUUAUGUCAGCUAAACUACACACUGAUUUCUCAGUGUCACAAACAACUAUAUUUCCUAUCACUCACCACAUGAGAAUUUUCAGCAAAUUUAAUGCGUUUGAAGUUUGGGAAACUAAUACAGAACUAAGAUAGAACUAAAUGUAUAUACCCUUCUUAAGACAGAUUACAGAAGCAACCAUUUUAUAUUUUGUUAGUAUUUAUAUAUUCAGUAUUCUAUGAACACAGUGUUUUUGUAGUAUACUGUAAUUAAAAUCUGGAUUUUUUUUCCACAUUUGGAAUUUUAAUAAUGAACUUCCUUGGUUUCUCAUUUACUUGUCUAUUUACUUGUCUAUUUGUGUUCCAGCACAGAUCUUCCCACCCUUACUGUUUAACUGCUAUAUCUCUUAUCCAGCUUCACAUUUAUUACCAUCAACAAAAUCUAUAUCAAGAAAAUUGGCUUGUAAUUAUGCAAUUUUUAAAAAAUACAUAUUUGUUUCUAAUGUA